Molecule: messenger RNA, 2823 nt
Organism: Hydra vulgaris (swiftwater hydra)
Lineage: Eukaryota; Metazoa; Cnidaria; Hydrozoa; Anthoathecata; Hydridae
Biological process (GO): DNA integration
Molecular function (GO): nucleic acid binding; RNA-DNA hybrid ribonuclease activity
Source: RefSeq, a predicted model, not a curated record
AUGGCAUCCAGUAUUCUCACAGAAAUGACGUUGCCAUCAUUAAAAGUGAAAAUAAAUGGAAGGCUCCGAACAGCAUUAAUUGAUUCUGGAUGCUUCAUUACUGUGGUUCAUGCUGAGUCCGCGCAUGGGCUUGUGUUAAAAAGUCAAAAACUUAUCACAACUUUGGGAGGAACUGUGCAAGUGCUGGGUGAAAUGGUAAUCAAUCUGGAAAUUGAUGGAAUACACCGGAUGGUUAAUUCUCUGGUUGUAAAAGAAAAACCAUUUGGGUUUGAUUUAAUUUUUGGAAUAAAUGCAAUUAAAAAAUUUGGAGGAGUUAUCAUUUAUGGUAAUAAAAACUGUAACGUCCGAAUGUUAGCAUGUGACAAAGCGAAAUGUGGUGCCGUUACUACGACGAGAAAAAACGAAAACGAAAUAAACGAAUUAAAUAUUGAUGUUAUUAAUACGACAAGAAAAAGCGAAAACGAAGUACAAAAAAUAAAACGUGAUGUCAAAAAUACAACAAGAAAUGAAGAGAACGAAAGAAACGAAAUAAAACAUCAGGACUUCACAGCAAAGUUCGACGGAAAAAAAUGGACGGCAUCAUGGAACUGGAAUAAAGAGCCUGUAAUUGAUAAUACCAUUUGUGAAUACAAGAUGAACCAAGAGCGUAGUUACCGUAAAGAAAUACGUGAAUGGAUUGACUCUGGUAUUCUUGUACCAUAUAAAGAACUAAUAUUGGGACCACCAAAAGUAUUGAUACCGCUUAUGUGCGUAGUGCAAGAAAACAAGGACAAAAAGGUACGACCAGUGGGAGAUUUCCGAGCUCUCAACGAAUUUGUAAAUUGUCAUACGGCAAAUGCGGACGUUUGUCAAGAAAAACUGCGUUGCUGGAGAAAAAUAAAAAAUGCAAAAAUUCUCGAUCUUAAAAAAGCCUACCUCCAAAUUCAUAUUGAUAAAAAACUUUGGCCAUAUCAAACGGUGAUUAUAAAUGGGCAACGGUAUUGUUUUACCAGGAUGUGUUUUGGCAUCAAUGUGGCUCCAACAAUAAUGACCACAAUUCUUCGGCAUGUGCUCAAUUUAAAUCCAACCGUAAAGAAAGCAUGUGAUAACUACAUUGAUGAUAUAUUUGUGGAUGAAAGUGUGGAAACUGCGAAAAAUGUAGCGAAGCACCUGCUUAAAUUCGGAUUACAAUGUAAACCUCCACAAGAUCUUGAACAAGGACGUGUCUUAGGAUUGAGAGUCGAAAGAAAUAAAAAUGGGGAACUGAUAUGGAAACGAGACAAUGUGGUACAAUUCGAAUCUUUAAAUGCAGUCACACGAUCACAGCUUUUCAGCCAGUUAGGCAAACUCAUUGGACAUUUCCCAGUGUCAGGAAGUUUGCGUUUACAAGCUUCAUACAUCAAACGUUUAGCUGGAAAUAUACCUUGGUGUGAUUUUAUUUCUGAAGAUUGUAAAGAAAAACUGAAAGAGUUGCUUUACCGUGUGGAAAAAGAGGAUCCGGUUGGUGGAAAAUGGCUGGUACCAGUUGAUGGAAAAGCUGAGCUUUAUUGUGAUGCAUCAUCUAUAGGACUUGGGGUAGUUCUGCUCAUUGGUGGAGUAGUUGUUGAAGACGCAGCAUGGCUACGGCCAGCGAGUGACACACACCAUAUCAAUAUAAGUGAACUGGAUUCUAUACUUCGAGGACUAAACUUAGCUAGUAAGUGGGGCAUAAAAGAGUUAGCAGUAUACAGUGAUAGCAAGAGCACCGUAGGAUGGUUAAACGCAGUUUUGAAGAAAGAAUAUCGCGAAGUGGUAAAAGAUAUUCAGAGUGCAGUACAAUGGAUUCCAUCUGAGAUAAAUUUGGCUGAUCGACUCUCACGAAUCUCUCAAAAAUGGUGCAGAACAGUGUGUGCAGCUGAAUUACUUGAACAAAAAGACAUAUGGAAAAUUCAUUCAAUUAGUCAUUUUGGUGUUGCUCGAACAUUACAACUUUGCUUGCGAAAUAAUCAGAAUGUAUCACGUAAGGAGGUUUCAGCAGUAAUUGCGAAUUGUAACCAGUGUAACUCCAUUGAUCCUUACUCCGUAAAGUGGAAGAAUGGCCAACUAAGCGUAGAAAAAAAUUGGAAUCGGGUUGCCAUUGACGUGACGCAUGUAGGUGCUGAACUGUACUUAUCAAUGAUUGACUGUGGUCCAUCACGGUAUACAAUAUGGCGUAAACUAGUAACUAAAGCAGCUGCUGAAGUUUUUGGUAGACUCGAAGAAAUAUUCUCUUUAUUUGGUCCGCCAGUAUGUCUUCUAAUGGACAACGAAUUUCGGUCCAACACUUUAACAAGUUUUGCUGAAGAAUGGCAUGUUAAUUUGGAAUAUCGAGCAGCACAUCGAGCUCAAGGUAAUGGUAUAGUUGAACGUAUACACAGAACGAUAAAAAGAACGGUCGCUCGCUCACAUUGUUCAAUCGCUCUGGCAGUCUUGCUGUACAACGAGACAAUAUCAUCCAAUUGUACUGAAAGUCCAUCCAAGCAAUUCAAGAAAAGAUCGACAUGUUUCAUCCCAGGCGUCGAUACUUGGAGGAAGGUAGACGAGAAAGGCGGAAGCAAGAAAUUCAAAGUGGGUGACAAUGUUUGGGUAAAACCAACUCAAGAAACAAAAUGUGACCAGCCGUGGAUACCAGGCUUAGUACGAAAGCAAAAUACUUUGUUGUGUCACAUUUCACACCUGCGUCGCCGUACAGACGUUCAGAGUUCAAAUGAAUCAGUCAACGAUGUUUUUUAUAGACUAAACGAUAAAACUGAUAACGGUAAAGGAAGUUAUAAUGAUGAUGUUGCUCAAGUUCAAAAUGAUUCUCAAGAACGAUUAGACUUAUGA